AUCAAAUAUCACUUUCUCGUUUUCUGUUUGCAUAUUCCCAUCGGCAUCAGAUUGACCAAGAUGCCUGUCUCAGCACAAAACUCCCCAGCUCGGCCUUCUAUUCGCGAAACCAUAGCGGCCCGUCGUGCAGAACUCCGCAACACUCCCAAAUCUCAGAGAACCGGCGACCUCCAAACUUACGGUAGCCCGGCUGGCAAAAGAGCGGGUACUCCCAGAGGAUUUGUUCACUUAGACGGGAGUGGGGCAGAUCUGCUAGAGGACAAGACUGUGGAAGGGCAGUUGAAGAAGGCCGCUAAAUCAGGUAAAUUAGAUAUUGCUUCCCUUGAGCUUGAGCGCAUCCCCCCAAAAGUGUACAUAUCCCUUCUGGGGCUUUCGACUACCGACCUUUCCAAUCCUCCCCCUCCUCCUUCCCCGCCGAGGGAAUCAUUAGCUGCCUCACGCUCACGCACUGCAAUCGGUACUAGCCCUUUUGCUGUAGAUGAUGAAAUAGACGUAGACAAUAGUCAGCAGGGCUUGGCGUUUCGCACUUGGAGGAAAGAAGAAGAUAUCUGGUCAGAACCAGAGGAACUUACCACCCUGAGAAUUGGGAAUAACAAGCUCGUGGAGAUUGACAGGGAAAUUGGAAUGUUUGGAGGAUUGAAAAUCCUGGAUUUAAGCAAAAACCUUCUCAAAGGGGUUCCCGAUGCCCUCUCUGACCUCCUUCGUUUGAGCUCUCUGGAUCUUUCCCACAAUUCGCUACCAUCCAUUCCUCGUUCUGUCCUUUUGCUUCCCCAACUUCAGGUUCUGGAUAUCUCGCACAAUUCAAUUACUACCCUAUCUUUUGAUUCACCCAUAGGGCCUUCUGAAGAAGGCCUCCGCUAUGGCUCUGGAUUUUUCACUACCGCCAUCCAACGUCAAACCGCUCUCAAGUCAGAAAGACCUAUACUUCCAGUGCUUCGUCAUUUGAGUCUUGGGAGCAAUACCAUCACUCAGGAGGGUCUGAAGGCACUGGCCAGUGUCAAUCUUAAGCAUAUGAGGGUCCUCAACAUAGAAAAUAACAACGUUUCGGGUGUUCUUGAUGUUCAAAGUCUUGGGAUCAGUGAGAAGGCCAUGCCGGAGCUCUCUCACCUUGUUCUCUCCGGAAAUAUCAAUAUCCGCGGCCUCAUUGGUACCAUUGCAUCGGCUGCUAAGGUUGAUACCAUAGGAUGCAACUUACGCCAAGCCACUCCUUCAUUCAACCAUGAAGAUACAUCCACUGUCGAAGAUAAUCAAGACAAGGCUAGCUCGGCUGUCGAAACAGGACCUGCGGCGAAUGAUGAACAUACUUUACCUAUUCCGGAGCCUGACCUUACUAUUGUCUACCGCACUUUUCCAGCAGCCACGUUCGACUCGGAACCUCUGGCUGUUGAUUUCGAUCUUUAUCUUCCUUCUACCCCUGCCGGCCCUUCUGGCCACCCCCUUGUCAUCUGGUUCCACGGCGGUGGUUUGCUACAGGGAAAUAAAGAAAAUCUUCCUCCUCAUUUCAGGCGAUUGCCUUCACACGCUUACACCAGAGGCGAUGGACGCCCUGAUGAAAGUGUAGCAAUCAUUUCGCCCAACUAUCGCCUCGCUCCUCAGGUCUCUAUCCUUGAUAUCCUCUCUGAGGUUACUGUUCUCUUCGACUACAUUCAAACCAGGCUCAACGACAGAUUGGUCAAGGAUGGAAAGGGUGAUCAUAAGAUAGAUGUUUCUAGGAUCUGCCUUUCAGGGGGUUCCGCGGGGGGCUAUCUGGCAUUGAUAGCAGGCUUGAGAGUACCUGAUGAAGUUGGCGACGAAGAGAUUGGAGCUUAUAGAGGAUUGAAGAAUGAGGCCAUCAAAUGCCUCGCACCUUUCUAUCCCAUCACUGAUCUCACGGACAAAUUCUGGGCGACAGAGACGAAUCCAGUACCAUGGAUGAAUGGCAACAGCAUCUCGCACGCUCAAGCGAAGCCUCAUAUCGACACCAAAGCAGCGCCUGUCUGCUCUGCUGUCUCCGGUGGACCUCGAUCUAUCCUAUAUCCAUAUAUGCUUCAACAUUCUCUUUUCCCUUCCCUCCUGUUCCUUACUCAGCGUUCAGUUGGACAAGGUCUCGAUGCGUUCCGUCCCUCUCCUCUCUCUUUGUCCAUCCCUCAUCGCCUGGAAAUUGCUUCCAAGUCGAGCAAGGCAAAGUAUCACGUUCCAAUCUUCUUUGUGUAUGGCACCAUUGACGAUAAAGUGCAACCCAUGGAGAAGACGAUUGAGGCACUGGGUAGGGCCAGUGGAGAUCUCGUAAUCGAAAGGGUUGAAGGGGCAGAUCACGCAUUCGAUGAGGAUCCGAAGGUCGAAUGUCAAGCAUUCCAGGAGUGGUUGGGCAAGACACUCCUUUAGUGCUCACUAACUAGUCAUCAAAUGCAUGCAGCGCAUAUUCGAUUUUAAUUC
This is a messenger RNA of Cryptococcus deneoformans JEC21, 2415 nucleotides long. RefSeq lists its product as hypothetical. Lineage: Eukaryota; Fungi; Basidiomycota; Tremellomycetes; Tremellales; Cryptococcaceae. Gene Ontology annotation, molecular function: protein binding. The transcript has 5 exons. Bases 61 to 2364 code for a protein of 767 amino acids. The record is from RefSeq and is a predicted model, not a curated record.